Molecule: messenger RNA, 893 nt
Organism: Pelobates cultripes (western spadefoot toad)
Lineage: Eukaryota; Metazoa; Chordata; Amphibia; Anura; Pelobatidae
Source: the annotation of a GenBank genome assembly
AUAUCACCAACACGAUGUGACUUACCAUUUUAGCGAAAAUAAAAUGGAUGUAGAAAAUUUCACGGAAUAUAAUUGUACUUCGGAACAACUAACAAAAGGGAUUACCAGCAAAAUUCUGGUUUCGCUCACUUUAUCUAUAUUGACAUUGAUGACAACUGCAAUAAACUCCCUUGUAAUUGCUGCGAUAAUUGUGACACGGAAACUCCAUCAUCCUGCCAACUAUCUGAUAUGCUCUCUGGCAGUGACAGAUUUUCUAGUUGCUGUGUUGGUGAUGCCUUUUAGCAUCAUAUAUAUCAUAAAGGAAACGUGGCUUAUGGGACAAGUGGUCUGUGAUAUCUGGCUAAGUGUCGAUAUAACAUGUUGUACAUGUUCUAUAUUGCAUCUCUCAGCUAUUGCACUAGAUCGUUACAGAGCUAUUACAGAUGCGGUGGAAUAUGCCCGGAAAAGAACUGCUCAACAUGCCGCAAUUAUGAUUACCGUGGCAUGGGUACUCUCUAUUUUCAUUUCGAUGCCGAUUUUGUUUUGGCGUCACCAAAGCAACAACAGAGAAGACGAAUGCCUCAUUAAGCAUGACCAUAUUGUAUUCACCAUUUACUCUACAUUCGGAGCAUUUUAUAUCCCACUGACGCUGAUACUUUUGCUUUACUAUAAAAUCUAUAGAGCAGCAAAAACAUUAUAUCAUAAACGGAACAUCAGUAGAGUUGAAAAAGAACAAAACGGCCAAGUCCUUUUAGAAGCUUGUGGAAAAAGUUCGACUUUGUGUAUAGCGGAAAAGUCUUUUUCAGAUCAUUCAACUGAUUUUGAUAAAAUCCAUAUUACACUCAGGAGCACAAGAGCAGAAAUAAGACAUGAAAAAAUUUGGAGAAAACAAAAAAUAUCUAGCUCAAGAGAAC